This is a messenger RNA of Vombatus ursinus (common wombat), 2647 nucleotides long. It is a transcript of the gene AOAH, whose product is annotated as acyloxyacyl hydrolase. The record is from RefSeq and is a predicted model, not a curated record. The transcript is spliced from 24 exons. Lineage: Eukaryota; Metazoa; Chordata; Mammalia; Diprotodontia; Vombatidae. The coding region runs from base 1 to 2187 and encodes 728 amino acids. Gene Ontology annotation, molecular function: calcium ion binding; acyloxyacyl hydrolase activity. Gene Ontology annotation, biological process: negative regulation of inflammatory response; lipopolysaccharide catabolic process.
AUGUUCGAAAGGAGCCUGUUCCCAGACCAAGCCUGGCUGCCUGUGUACAGAGCGGCUGACACUGGGUCUACUCCAGCCCGUAAAAGACCGGCUUCGUUAGGGCCCUACGUAGACACGCUCACAGAGGAGGCUGUUGGGGGGACGGGAACCUCCCGGAUCGCUGGCUGUAAAUCUGAAAGCCAGACAAGGAUCCCCAAAGAGGAAGCUGAGGCUGAGCCGCUCAUUGAGAGGCCGCUUGGGGGGGGAUGUGAUCCCCCUGAACUCUUCCGAAAAGCCCUGGAGUUUCUGGUCACAGGCUCAGAAAGAAUUCCAGCAGCUGCUUUCCAGGCCUCUGUCCUCAGUGGCUUUUGGACUCUGACCAGCCUGACCGGCAGGCCCCCAUCUCUGCCAGCCUCGGGCCCGAAGUCCAGGGAGGCUUCACCGUCCCCCAAAGGCCAGGAAGCAAGCUCCUGUCCUGGGAUGAAGAGCUCCCCGCAAAUCCUGCUUGCAGCUUCCCUCCUCUUCCUCUUCUCCCGACCCAUCUCAUCCUCUCCGGCUCCCAGGAACCCGACUGGCCCCCUCCUCUCGGAUGGACAUUCGUGUGUAGGAUGUGUGCUGAUAGUGUCCAUAGUGGAACAGCUGGCACAAGUCCACAACUCUACCACGUGGAAGGAGAUGGAGCAACUGUGCAGUUACCUCCCUGAAAAGCUAUUCCUGAAAAGUAUCUGCUAUUUCACAGCAGAAAUGUUUGGACCAGACAUCAUUAAACUGCUCAGCUCGAAGAUGAAUGCGGACGUGGUCUGCCAUGCCCUCCACUUUUGUAAACAGAAGGCCGGACAGCCUCUUUGCCACCUCUACAAGCCUCCCCAGGAGGGCCUGAACAGAGCCCUGAACAGGGCCAGAAAGAUUGUCCGGCACUCACCAACCUUGACCAGUCCUGGCAGCAUGAUGGGGAUCUGUUCAAUCCCUGCUUUGGCCAAGAUCUGUCAGAAAAUUGAAUACGCUCUCAGCACAACCCUGCCCUUCGAAGACGCGGAUGGGGACAAGUUCAGCGUUUUCCCCACUUUGAGAGGCUUUUACUGGAGAGGACGAGACUGCAAUGACAGAAACAGGAACAUCUAUCCAGGCCGACGCCCGGAGAAUUGGGAUGUACAACAGGAUUCCAACUGUAAUGGCAUUUGGGGUGUAGAUCCUAAGGAUGGCAUCCCGUAUGAGAAGAAAUUCUGUGAAGGUUCAGAAGCCAAGGGUCUCAUUGUGCUGGGGGACUCCGCCGCAGCCCAUUUCCACAUACCUCCAGAGUGGCUGAUAGCAGAGCACAUGUCUGCGAAAACUUUCUCCAAUCUGCCCAAGGCUUUGAGCAAUGAGCUCGACUGGCCCGAGCUCUCUGGCACAACAGGAUUUCUGAAUUCUACCAGUGGAUUGCCGGACCACUCUAUUUAUCUCCGCCUACGUCAGAGAAACCGCUGCAAUCACCGGGACUACCAGAAUAUUUCCAAAAAUGGUGCUUCUUCCAAAAACCUUCUGAAGUUCAUGGGAAGCUUGUCCAGGAACCGGCUGUUGGAUCACCCCGCCAUUGUAAUCUACACCAUGCUUGGGAAUGACGUGUGCAAUGGGUAUAUCGACUCUGUGUCCAAGAUGACCACUCCACAGGACAUGCGAGCUCACGUCAUGGAAACGUUGACAUUUCUGAAUUCUCGCCUCCCUCCGGGCAGCUACGUGGUCCUCUAUGGACUGGCAGAUGGACGCUUUCUCUGGGACCAUUUGCAUGACCAAUACCAUCCUCUGGGCCAGCUGAAUAGAGACGUCACUUACGAGCAGCUCUAUGCCUUCCUCAGCUGCGUCCAGGUGAACCCCUGCCGAGGCUGGAUGUCCUCCAAUGAGACUCUCCGGACCCUCACCUCUGAAAGAGCCAAGCAACUUUCCAACGUUCUGGAAACGAUUGCAGCCAGUGAGAAAUUUGCCAACGUGAGUCUCCUCUACCUGGAUUAUCCUUUCAAGGAAAUGUCUGAGGAGUGGCAGAGGAGAGGGGGAGAGACGUGGCAGCUGAUUGAGCCAGCCGACGGCUUCCACCCCAGCGAGGUAGCCUCCCAGCUAGCUGCACAAUUCUUCUGGGAGAAAAUCCUCCAGCGAUGGCCCCAAGUCCUUGGAAAGGAGAAUCCAUUCAACGAUCAGAUUGAGCGCCUGUUUGGAGAUCAAGGAGGUCACUGAGUGCUGGGGGCUCCUCAGGCAGCCCUUGCUCUGACUUGAGGAAGCUAGAACCAGGACAGGUGCAAAUCCUCCCUUGGCCCCUGCCCUCCAUCAAAAUGAAUAUAUAGCAAGGUAGCCAGGCCCGGCAUGCCCCGAGCCGUACAGUAGCAUCUUCCUCACACCCUUGGCGCUCUGGGGCCUCAGCUCUCAUCUGUGCUCACUGUCAUACAUUUCUCCAUUAGGAUGUAAGCUCUUUCAGGGCAUGAACCAUUUCUUGUCUGUCUUUGUCCCUUGCCUAGCCCGGUGCCUUACUUACAAGGCAGCUAGGUGGUGCAGUGGCUAGAGUCUGGAAUCAGGAAGACCUGAGUUCCAAUCUAAUCACAGAUCAGACACUAGCUGCGUUGGCCCUGGGCAUGUCACUUAAUUUCUGUUUGCCUCAGUUUCCUCAACUGUAGAACAGGAUAAUAACAGCACCUAUCUC